Molecule: messenger RNA, 543 nt
Organism: Colletotrichum karsti
Lineage: Eukaryota; Fungi; Ascomycota; Sordariomycetes; Glomerellales; Glomerellaceae
Exons: 2
Coding region: 1-543 (180 amino acids)
Biological process (GO): regulation of DNA-templated transcription
Cellular component (GO): histone deacetylase complex
Molecular function (GO): transcription coregulator activity; protein binding
Source: RefSeq, a predicted model, not a curated record
AUGCCACCCAAGUCCUCCAAGGCUGGUCAGGACGACUCCAAGGCCGAGAGUACAACCACAAAGGAAAAGCACUCGUCUGGUUCCGGAAGUCACCAUACGAAUGGCAAAAUGCGACGUGUAGCCAGUUCCACUGGCUCUAACCUGCGCGAGGUCACAAACGCCAACGCGGUGGCAGACGCUGCGCCUACGAAGUCGGAACCUCAGAACCCAGGGAUUCAGUGGAACACCUUCGAUCGAGAGACCUUACAUGCUUAUCGUCGUGAGCACCACCUCAACACCCCAACUUCCUUCUCCUGCUCCUACCGUCAGCUGGUCCUCUCACGCCCCGGCGGUAUUGGACUACACUCUCCGACCAUGGCUCGAAAGAAAGUCGACCGAAGGCAAAGCAAGGAACAGCUGGCCAUGGCUGUGCGGAAGCACUUCAAUGGUGUCGGAGUCCAAGAAAACGACGUUAUUGUCGACUUCAUCCACAAAGUCAGGAGUCACUCCAUUACCAAAGCCGACCGGAAUAGGAGGCCAAACUCGACACCUCACGACGCCUGA